Messenger RNA from Racocetra persica, 674 nucleotides. NCBI's taxonomy places the organism in Eukaryota, Fungi, Glomeromycota, Glomeromycetes, Diversisporales, Gigasporaceae. The record is from the annotation of a GenBank genome assembly.
CUAUGGAAUCUAUUAAUAAACGUCUAACUCACAAUCUUCCAGAACAAUUUCGAGAUUCGCAAAUUACUCCACCUCGCUUUAUCCCUUAUUAUCUUGAUCCGAAACUCAAAUAUUCACCUGGUAUUCCUUUCCUAGCUAAAUUAAAAACACGAUGGGAACUAAGGGUCUUAGGUUAUGAGGAAGCCUUUAUGGAAUCCACUGUAGAUAAUAUGAAUAAAGGGAAUUAUCUCACUCAAUUUUAUCAUGCUUUUGGCAAAUCACAAGGCGUUCCUGUUCGAAAAAUUCUAGCCGGUAAAGAUAUAAGAACAGUAACUGCUCAAGACCUGACUACUUAUUUCAUAGACCAGGGUGGUCUUCUAGUCGAAGCUGAUGCAACAGCUUUCGAUUCACAUUUAAAUCCAUUUCCAUUCGAAGGUUUAAAAAGACUUGGGGAAAAAUCUUUUGAAUCUCAUUGGAAAAAGGAAGCGAUCUCUUCUGUAUUCCAUUCAAAGUAUGAUAAUUUACAAUCAGUUUGGAUCUUUAAUAUUACGGAAUACCCACAUGAAAUAUUCGAGUUAGGGUUAGACAAUCCAUUAUACGUGCAUAAAUUACUAAGAGAUUUUCCGACUCGUUAUAUCUCUUAUAAAGACUUUCUUAAUCAUUAUAAUGAUAAAGAUUUCUUAAAAGAUAAAAUA